This is a messenger RNA of Salvelinus fontinalis (brook trout), 5773 nucleotides long. Its product is annotated as phospholipid-transporting ATPase IB-like. Bases 226 to 3900 code for a protein of 1224 amino acids. The transcript is spliced from 36 exons. Gene Ontology annotation, molecular function: ATP binding; ATPase-coupled intramembrane lipid carrier activity; ATP hydrolysis activity. Gene Ontology annotation, biological process: phospholipid translocation; neuron development. The record is from RefSeq and is a predicted model, not a curated record. Lineage: Eukaryota; Metazoa; Chordata; Actinopteri; Salmoniformes; Salmonidae. Gene Ontology annotation, cellular component: plasma membrane.
UACACAUGACAUGAUAGACUAUUAAUUUAUGGCACACAUUGGUUACAUGCAUAUCCAGUUGAAGCAAAGUGAGUCUGAACGAAGGAACGAGGUUAGCCUUUUUGUGAGUUUGGCUGAGGACGAAGCCGCACGAACACAUGCCAUAUAUGCGCGCCCUCGUCGCUGCUGAGUCGACCCACCACGGUCCCUCGUCCUACUGGUCGGUUAUGAUUAAACUCCGAGCGAAUGCAGCCUUGUCCCGGGCCCGCAUUCCCCGCUGUGACAGUGAGCCACGAGCAUGCCAGUGCCCCGGACGCCCUCUUCCAGCCUGAUACAGACCCGCACAAGUUCAGGAUGUAUUUCAACCGGCGAUCGAAGAUCCACAGCGAGGGUGCCUCAACUUUCUCCCAUCAAUCGAACCGUGCAGGACCCUCUUGCUCAUCCGCCGGCUACCGCAAGGCAGAUGAUGAGAUGUCCGGGACUACUUCUCAGGCGGAUCCCACAGAUGCCACGGCGCGGACGAUUCUGCUCAACCAACCUCAGAACACCAAGUUCUGUGAUAACCAUGUCAGUACCACUAAGUACGGGGUGCUCACCUUCUUGCCUCGUUUCCUGUACGAGCAGAUCCGCCGGGCCGCCAACGCCUUCUUCCUCUUCAUCGCCCUGAUGCAGCAAAUCCCUGAUGUGUCUCCUACGGGUCGUUACACCACUCUGGUACCACUCAUCUUCAUCCUCACUGUGGCCGGGAUCAAAGAGAUCAUAGAGGACUAUCAAAGACACAAGGCAGACAACACAGUCAACAAGAAAAAGACCACAGUUCUGAGGAAUGGAGCCUGGCAGACCAUCAUAUGGAAACAGGUGGCAGUAGGAGACAUAGUGAAGGUGACCAAUGGGCAGCAUCUUCCAGCUGACAUGGUCAUAGUGUCCUCCAGUGAGCCUCAGGCCAUGUGUUAUACUGAGACCUCCAACCUGGACGGAGAAACCAACCUGAAGAUCAGACAGGGUCUCCCUCUCACAGCUGGUCUCCAGUCUCUGGAGGAGCUGAUGGGUCUCUCUGGCCGUCUGGAGUGUGAAGAGCCCAACAGACACCUGUAUGACUUCACUGGGACUCUACGCCUGGACAACCAAAAUGCGGUUCCUCUGGGUCCUGACCAGGUGCUGCUGCGAGGUGCCCAGCUCAGGAACACACAAUGGGUUGUGGGUAUUAUAGUCUACACUGGACAUGACUCCAAACUGAUGCAGAACUCGACCAAGGCCCCUCUGAAGCGUUCUAACGUGGAGCGGGUGACCAACGUCCAGAUCCUGGUGCUGUUCUGCAUCCUCCUGGUGAUGGCGCUAGUGAGCUCUAUAGGAGCCUCCAUCUGGAACAAACAACAUACUGAGGAGGCCUGCUGGUACCUGUCACGCGCUGGUGACAUCUCCACUAACUUCUGGUAUAACCUGCUGACCUUCAUCAUCCUCUACAACAACCUCAUCCCCAUCAGCCUGCUGGUCACUCUGGAGGUGGUCAAGUUCACACAGGCACUCUUCAUCAACUGGGAUGUGGAGAUGUACUACGCGGAGACAGACACACCCGCCAUGGCUCGAACAUCCAACCUCAACGAAGAACUGGGCCAGGUGAAGUAUCUGUUUUCUGAUAAGACAGGAACUCUCACCUGUAACGUCAUGCAUUUCAAGAAGUGUACCAUCGCUGGAAUCACAUACGGCCACUUCCCUGACCUAGAUGUUGAUCGUUCCAUGGAGGACUUCAGUCCCCUGCCGUCCAGCAGUCUUAACUCCACAGAGUUUGAUGACCCCACUCUCCUCCAGAACAUUGAGAAGAGCCAUCCGACCUCUGCUCAGAUCUGUGAGUUCCUGACGAUGAUGGCGGUGUGUCACACCGUGGUUCCAGAGAGAGAGGCGGACCAGCUUAUUUACCAGGCCUCCUCGCCAGAUGAAGGAGCUCUGGUGAAAGGAGCCAAAGGUCUGGGCUUCGUUUUCACAGCAAGGACUCCUGGCUCAGUUAUCAUGGAAGCUAGGGGGAAGGAAAAGAGCUUUGAGCUGCUGAAUGUGCUGGAGUUUUCAAGUAACCGUAAGCGCAUGUCUGUAGUGGUCCGAACCCCCGAUGGGAAACUGCGUCUGUACUGCAAGGGAGCAGAUAAUGUGAUCUUUGAGCGUCUCACUGAUGCGUCUCAGUACAAAGAGUUGACCAUGGCACAUCUGGAACAGUUCGCCACCGAGGGUCUGCGGACUCUGUGUUUCACCUAUGUUGAUCUGGAGGAGGGGUUAUAUCGGGAGUGGCUGAAGGAGUACACUCGGAUUAGCACUAUCAUUAAAGACCGGGCCCAGAAACUAGAGGACUGCUAUGAACUGCUGGAGAAGGAUCUGUUGUUGUUGGGGGCCACAGCUAUAGAGGACCGUCUCCAGGCAGGGGUCCCUGAGACCAUCGCUACUCUGAUGAAGGCCGACAUCAAGAUCUGGGUCCUCACCGGAGACAAACAGGAGACCGCCAUCAACAUAGGCUACUCCUGUCGUCUGGUGACCCACGGCAUGUCCCUCCUCAUCGUCAACGAGGACUCACUGGAUGCAACACGGGCCACCCUGACAGCUCACUGUACGUCUCUGGGUGACUCUCUGGGGAAGGAGAAUGAGUUGGCUCUGAUCAUCGAUGGACAGACCCUGAAAUACGCCCUGUCCUUCGAGCUCCGCCAAGCCUUCCUAGACCUCGCCCUGUCCUGCAAGGCCGUCAUCUGCUGCAGGGUGUCUCCCCUCCAGAAGUCUGAGAUAGUGGACAUGGUGAAGAAGCAUGUGAAGGCCAUCACUCUGGCCAUAGGAGACGGGGCCAACGACGUAGGCAUGAUCCAGACUGCCCAUGUGGGGGUUGGCAUCAGUGGCAACGAGGGCAUGCAGGCCACCAACUCCUCUGACUACUCCAUCGCACAGUUUUCCUACCUAGAGAAGUUGUUGCUGGUCCAUGGGGCGUGGAGUUAUAACCGUGUCACUAAGUGUAUUCUCUACUGUUUCUAUAAGAAUGUGGUUCUCUACAUCAUAGAGCUGUGGUUUGCCUUUGUGAACGGCUUUUCUGGACAGAUCCUGUUUGAACGCUGGUGUAUAGGCCUCUACAAUGUGAUCUUCACAGCGCUGCCUCCCUUCACUCUGGGUAUCUUUGACCGGCCGUGCAGUCAGCAGAACAUGCUCCGCUUCCCCCAGCUAUACAGGAUCACCCAGAACGCUGAGGGCUUCAACACCAAGGUGUUUUGGGGUCACUGUAUAAAUGCUCUGAUCCAUUCCAUUAUUCUCUUCUGGUUUCCACUCAAAGUUCUAGAACAUGACAGUCCUUUCAACAACGGUCAUGGUACUGACUACCUGUUUGUGGGGAACAUGGUGUACACGUAUGUGGUAGUAACAGUGUGUUUGAAAGCUGGUAUGGAAACCACUGCCUGGACCAGGUUCUCCCACCUGGCGGUGUGGGGCAGUAUGAUUCUCUGGGGGCUCUUCUUCACGGUCUACUCUACUUUCUGGCCGUCCAUCCCCAUCGCUCCUGACAUGCAAGGCCAGGCUGACAGGGUGAUGCACUGCUGGCACUUCUGGCUGGGGCUGGUCCUGGUGCCAACAGCCUGUCUACUCAAAGACUUUGCCUGGAACGCGGGGCGUCGCACUGUGAAGAAGUCUCUUCUGGAAGAGGUCCAGGAGCUGGAGGCCAGGGCUGUUGACCCGGGGGCCGCUGUGCUCAGAGACGCCAGCGGACGCAGUCUGAACGAGCGUGCCCACCUGUUGACCCGGGUUUUUAGGAAAACACCGUCCAAUGUGGGGUGCAAAAACUCUGUGCAACAGAGCAACGUGUCCCAUGGCUAUGCCUUCUCCCAGGAGGAACAUGGGGUGGUGUCUCAGUCCCAGGUGUGUCGAUCCUACGACACGACCCGCCAACGGCCCAGUAUCUAGCCCCCCCCCCACCGUCCCGCCCUUGGCCCACCUGGCUACGGGGAUCUUGGCAACGUUUUCCCAGGCAGCAGCGGAGACAGACUGAUGCUGAGGCAUCACCCCUGCUGUGGCCUUAUUGGAACUUAUACUGACUUUGACCUGGGACCUUGACCCCUGGAGGCCGUUGCUCGGCAUGGAACACUGACUAAAGGGAAGGGACCAGACCCGUCUGUACUGUCCAAACUGGUCUCCGCUCUUGCUUACACACACACACACACACACACACACACACACACACACACACACACACACACACACACACACACACACACACACACACACACACACACACACACACGCAGACACACAGGCACGAGUAAUCACAGCCACACAAACAGACAUAAUAGAUCAACCACAGAGACUGUAAUGUGUAUCUAAUUAUAGCAUGGACUGGGUUUAGUUUACACAUCAGUGCGUCUUUGUCCGUUUGUAUGUCUGCACUUGUCUGUGCUACUGUAUGUAUCUGCCCUCGUGUGUGUGUGUGUGUGUGUGUGUGUGUGUGUGUGUGUGUGUGUGUGUGUGUGUGUGUGUGUGUGUGUGUGUGUGUGUGUGUGUGUGUGUGUGUGUGUGGCCACACUCCCUCUCAUCUCGCUCUCUUGAGCCGGGGUUUAGCUCGUCCGUCAUCACCGUGACGAUGGGAGACGGGGAAGGAAGGAAGGAGGAGGAGCACUUUGAAAUAUAGACUGAACAUAUACUGGCCCAGGAGGAAUUCCUCUCUGAGAGCUGAAGAGAAGAGAGCCCCACUGCCCCACUGCCAAAGAUCACAGAGAUGCCACUGAGGGGGAACCCCCACCCAUACUGACCACUACUCUACAAGGACCCCCACCCAUACUGACCACUACUCUACAAGGACCCCCACCCAUACUGAUCACUACUCUACAAGGACCCCCACCCAUACUGAUCACUACUCUACAAGGACCCCCACCCAUACUGACCACAACUCUACAAGGACCCCCACCCAUACUGAUCACUACUCUACAAGGACCCCCACCCAUACUGACCUCUACUCUACAAGGACCCCCCCCCAUACUGACCACUACUCUACAAGGACCCCCACCCAUACUGACCACAACUCUACAAGGACCCCCACCCCCAUACUGACCACUACUCUACAAGGACCCCCCACCCAUACUGACCACUACUCUACAAGGACCCCCCCCCCCCCCCAUACUGACCACUACUCUACAAGGACCCCCACCCAUACUGACCACUACUCUACAAGGACCCCCACCCAUACUGACCACUACUCUACAAGGACCCCCACCCAUACUGACCACUACUCUGCAAGGACCCCCACCCAUACUGACCACUACUCUACAAGGACCCCCACCCAUACUGACCACUACUCUACAAGGAUCCCCACUUACCUCUCUGGCUCAGCGACCUCCUAUCUCCCCCCUCUCAUCUGCGGCUAUGGACUUCUUUUGUUGUUGAAUAAAUGGACUUGUGUCUCCGUCUUUCUCUUUUAAUAUCUGUGUUUCUGCUCCUUGAUAGAUAGAUAUAUAUUAUUAUAUUUUCUAUCUAUCCCAUACUGGACUAUAGACCAUAUUAGCUGGAGGCAAAAGGGAUAUUCCAUGAUGUGAACUAAUAACCGGUGCUACAUAUGCUUCACAAAUGUUAGGGUUGUGGUCCAUUCCAUUUCCACUUCAUCAAUAAGCACUAUAUUGGAGUCCACAUAGUUAACAUUUCAAUAAAUAUUCUGUAGAAUGUAGUUGGUUUCAACCCUAUGUGGUGCGUUCGUAAACUGUGUUAAGGACACUUCAGGGAAGGAAUGCAAGGGUCAGGGAAUUUUACUACAUUUCAGAUGUAAUCAUUAAAUAUAAUCAAUCAAUGA